Molecule: messenger RNA, 1860 nt
Organism: Physcomitrium patens
Lineage: Eukaryota; Viridiplantae; Streptophyta; Bryopsida; Funariales; Funariaceae
Source: RefSeq, a predicted model, not a curated record
CUUCCUGCGCAACUUGCAAGCACAUUAAGUAAAAUGGUGGGAUGAUGAGUGAGGCUUGAACGAGGAAGUCGGGUUCGUGAAUUCGCAGAGUGUUGGGGGAGUAGAAUCUGCUGCUGGUGACAACGUUCCUUUGUUGCAAAGUUGGGGGAAGUGGGUUGCUGGAUGCUACAGAGAAGCGCAAUUCUGGAGAAGCUGUGAACCCCUCAUUGAGCGCAGUUAUAGUUCCCAAAGGACAUAUAAUUGGGAGAAUUGAACGAGACAGAAAUGCUGUCGCGGCAGGAAAUGGGCUUCGGAGCAGAGCCCAGGGGGAUGCGUUUCUCCGCUGGUCGCUUUUACGCGAAUAAAGCUCACUGUGGGGUGCAUGGCUUCGGUGUGACAUAUGGCAGGAGUAUGGAGAUAACAUUUGGCAGAAAGCUGAGAAUCGGCGAACGAUCACAAAAGGGAUGAGUCCGCCAGCCAGGUGGAAAGGUCGGUCUCGUGAUCUGGGUGGAACACUCUGACAAGGAUUCCUCGCAACUCAGGAUUGCAACACAAAGAGGCCCUGUUUUAGUUCCGAUUCUGCUCAUACAGGACGCUGUUAUUGUUGUUGUUGUUAUUAUUGUUCCUCCUUCUUUGUUGUUCAUUCGCCAUUUCAUCCAUUAUGGCUCUGCAAUCGCACCAGCGUGAACAGAGUUUCGCCCCUGGCUAUGAGCCAUCUGCUCCGCCAUUGCAUUCUGCGAGCUCGCCCUACUCUGACCCCGAGUAUGCACGCUAUGCGCCCCCUCCCCCUUCCCGGUCCUCGCAUUCUGGCGCUUCCCGCCCUCCCCUCGAUCAAUCCCUCGGCGCCCAUGUUAUGCAAAUCGCUUCUGGCAUGGUUCAGGGCGCUUGGAAGCAUUCGAACACCAUUCUCCGCAUUGAUUUGCGUCAGGCUGUGAGUUAUCGUCCUCCUACGAGACGCCGCCGGGCGGUUCGCCGUGAUCUGCUUCGCUCACCUGCACUUCCCGGCGCUUCUGUUUCCUCAGGUGGUCCCCUAUAUGGCGGGGAGGGCAAUGGCUAUGGGUAUGAUGCCGCAGUGGACGACGAAUAUGUGGCCAAGGAUGAAUCCCUGUUUGGCAGCAUUCGCGGCGGAGGAGCUCGUGUAAAGCUCAUGCAGGUUUGGGACUUCCCGCACAGGGAGGAAGGGGAAGAGAAAACCCCGUGGGAUGUCAACUUUGGGUUCGGCGCCAAUGUGGUGAUGGACCAAGGUCGAGUUGAACCCAAGUUCCGGCUACGAGCGCAGCACGUCGCGUUACACCUACUUCCGGAGCCGGCCUUAGAAAUGAGGGGGAAAUGGCCUCUCGGUGACACCAAUCUUGCGGUCUAUGCACGAUACAGAGUGCCAAUUUCAGGACUGGGGAGAUUUUGGGAAUCGACCGAGGCUCGUUUGAUGAUCAACCUCUAUCAUCCUCAUGGAACAGGCGUGCAUCUCACCCCUCAAGGGGUGCAAUUUGAUGACCACGUCUUUCACAUAGCACAGUUCACUACAAUGAGAGUGGCGGCCGCUGUGGAUUUCCCCCACAGUUUCCCAUUGCAAGAAGGGGAACAGCCUUUUGGAUUAAGACUAACGCGUCUUGGCUUGAAGUCGGUAAUAUUUUAGGACAAAGAAUGAAGAAGUUUUAAAUCAUGGGCAGUAAUUCAAUUGUAUCACAUUAGUGGAGAGGUACUGGGUCAAUUGUUGUACUCGGUGGUAUUCUAACAAAAGCCAAAAACUUUGUAAAUAUAGAAGAUAUUUCACUCCUGUGUAGUCGUCUUGCUUUGAGGAGCUGAACGGAUAGCUCUCAUUUCAUGUGCUGUACAACAUCAAUCGAGAAUUUUGACGUCUCUGGAUAAUUGUUUUGGGCA